CACCCAUUACUGACUCUACAGGUACAAUAAACACAGUUGACACAGUGUUGCAACACGUAUAACACUGCCUCAUAACACAGGGAGCUAUUUAAGGUCACACCGCUUGAUCUCGUCAAGUUGCAGCUGGCUGCUCAAGGACAACAUAGAUUCUGUCCACCCUGGUCGAAAGUACCUCAGCCGGAGACUAUGGAACAAGUAAAGUAUGGCGAAGAUUACAAAACAGACUUUCAGCCGGAAGAGUAUCUACAGAUGUACUACAGUACGCUGAAAGGUGCACCGGCUGAGGGAGACAUGCUGGAGGCGUCCAUGCUGUUCUGGCAUGAAGCAUUCAAUCAAGGUCACAUGACAGGCCGCCGACUGCUCGACAUCGGAACAGGCCCUACAAUCCACUCUGUAAUCAGCGCCUCCAACUACUGCGACACCGUCUACCUGUCCGACUUCGCCCCCCAGAACAGGGAAACGUUGAGGAAAUGGCUGGAUGGGAGUCUGCAGCACAGCUUCAAGAGUUUCUUCCAGUUUGUGGUGGACAAGGAAGGGAAAGGGGAACUUCCGAAUGACCGAGAAGCUAUGUUAAAAGAUAAAGUUGUGGGAAUCUUUCCUCUUGACCUUCUGCAGGCUGAGCCUCUGAUGCCAUCACUGUUUCCUCCCUUUGAUAUCAUCAAUUCGUCACUGUGUUUAGAGGCUGCGGCUCAAGAUCUCGCUAGCUACGAGAACAUGGUGAGACGUAUGGGGAGACUUCUGAAAGAUGGGGGUCAUGUAGUUCUCUUUGGAGUUCUUGGUGAAUCAUUCUACCGUGUGGGAAGCCAUUCAUUUUCCUGCCUCAAGAUCAGCGCAGAGCAGGUCCAGGAUAUCUGGAAACGAUCCGGAUUCACAAUUGUUGAAUGGAAGCAAAAAGCGACUGAUGCUCAAUGUGAUGGUUCAGUGUCAAAUUUUGAAGGUUUUUUCCUGAUGGUGGCACAGAAGAGUCGUUAAAACUCCUCCAGGUAUGAAUGGGGGCUAUCAGGAAACACUCUGCUAACUUACGUCUUAGCACCUAGUUUUAUUAAGUAUUAUGCCAUGAAGUUGCAGGAUGAUCCAAUUUGACUGAUUACUUAUAUCAAAUAUACGGCAAUAACCUCUUCACACAGUAUCACUGCACUGAAUACACGCGCAAGAAAAAGAGUCCGUAUUCAGAAAUGCUUUUAAGUCUGGGAGAAUGGUGAUAAACCUGUUCUGUUCUACAUUUUAAGCGGUUCAUCGCUGAAUAAAUGUAAAUGUAACAAUUAGAGAUCUUUAUUCAACGAUGAACCACCUUAAAAGCUGGAAUAGAACAGGUCUGUCUCCUAACUAAUGAGGUCCGCUGAAGCAGUGGAAAUGUUAUUCUCCUGUUAUAAGAGCUGCUGGAAACUUUUCUGUGGACCGAAUUCAGUAAUGAGCGCUGGACAGGGGUAUCUCUUUCUUACGUGAACGUGCGGUUGCAUAUUUAACCAGAAUUUUAAGCACCACUUUGACGAUGUAAUUGUUCUGUCGGAUUAAAAUGGGAUCGAAUAUCACUUGUGGUGUGUCACACUGUGAUUUACACUGCAU
This is a messenger RNA of Haliotis rubra (blacklip abalone), 1566 nucleotides long. Its product is annotated as nicotinamide N-methyltransferase-like. Lineage: Eukaryota; Metazoa; Mollusca; Gastropoda; Lepetellida; Haliotidae. Gene Ontology annotation, cellular component: cytosol. The record is from RefSeq and is a predicted model, not a curated record. The coding region runs from base 187 to 972 and encodes 261 amino acids. Gene Ontology annotation, molecular function: N-methyltransferase activity. The transcript is spliced from 5 exons.